Messenger RNA from Odocoileus virginianus texanus, 3639 nucleotides. The record is from RefSeq and is a predicted model, not a curated record. NCBI's taxonomy places the organism in Eukaryota, Metazoa, Chordata, Mammalia, Artiodactyla, Cervidae.
UCGGGCGAUCUGGGCUGCCCAGCGGCCUCGCAGCGCCGCCAGGGAACCGUGUACGGUUCCUUGAGUCUUUAGGGAGUCGAGGCUGUCGCCGUGGCCCCCAGGCGCCGCUCCUGGGCACUGGGAGCUGGUCGGUGCUUGGCCUGGUGUUCUUUGGGUACCCAGCCAGUCGUUGACCGGCCUUGGGUUCUGUUGAAUGAACGCUUGAAACUGGAAGCGAGUGGAAUCCAGAAGCUCGGAUGCAGCCGCGCGAAUCAGCCGACGAAGAGGAUGUUUUUGCUGGUCUAGUCUCAGAAAUUAUAUCUUCAGUCUCUGCAUUGAUUCCCUUCCGAGUCCAAGGGUGCCCAGUUGCCUCCAGGCCUCAGACUUCUAUGUGAACAAGAAAAGCUCACUGAGGAAAUGGUAAUUCUUCAGUUGCUCCCUGAGAUGUCAUGUCCAGUUGCAGUCUAUGGAGACUCAGUUCACUUCUGAGUCUUAAGAACACCUGUCAGAUGGUGUGACUAAGGCCAGUGUUGGAGAGAUGGCUUCUAAGGAGAAAAUUACAGCAAAAAUUGAACCAUUGACUGAAGAGUCUGGCAACCCCAGAAAUGAUGUUCUCCAGGAUUCUGAAUGCAGAGAAUUCUUUGAACUUGGGGAUAAAUUCAAUGAAAAGGAUCAGAACCUCUUUAAAAGAAGACAGCACAACUGUGAUGAAUGUGGGCAAAGCUUUGCUUGUAGUACAGGCCUUAUUAGGCAUCGAAGAACCCACUGGGAGAAACCCUAUGAAUGUGAUCAGUGUGGAAAGGCCUUUAAUGUGAGCUCAGCCCUGGUUCUGCAUCAGAGAAUUCAUACUGGGGAGAAACCCUAUCCUUGUAAUUGGUGCAUUAAAAGUUUCAGUCGGAGCUCAGACCUUAUUAAACAUCAAAGAGUCCACACUGGUGAGAAACCUUACAAAUGUGAUGAAUGUGGGAAAGCCUUCAGUCAGAGCUCUGAUCUUAUUAUACAUCAGAGAAUCCAUACAGGAGAAAAACCCUAUCAAUGCUGUCACUGUAGUAAAAGUUUUAGCCAGCGCUCAGACCUGGUUAAACAUCAGAGAAUCCAUACUGGAGAGAAGCCUUAUACAUGUAGCCAGUGUAACAAACAUUUUAGUCAGAGUUCUGAUGUUAUAAAACAUCAAAGAAUCCACACUGGUGAGAAACCAUAUAAGUGCGAUGUGUGUGGAAAAGCCUUCAGUCAGAGCUCAGAUCUUAUUCUACAUCAGAGAAUCCACACUGGAGAGAAACCAUAUCCAUGUAAUCAGUGUAACAAAAGUUUCAGUCAGAACUCAGACCUUAUUAAACAUCGAAGGAUCCACACUGGAGAGAAACCCUAUAAAUGUAAUGAAUGUGGAAAAGCUUUUAAUCAGAGCUCAGUUCUUAUUUUGCAUCAGAGAAUUCACACUGGAGAGAAACCCUAUCCAUGUAAUCAGUGUAGCAAAACCUUCAGUAGACUUUCAGAUCUUAUUAAUCAUCAACGAAUUCACACUGGAGAGAAGCCUUACCCCUGUAACCAGUGCAGUAAAAUGUUUAGUCGAAGAUCGGACCUUAUUAAACAUUAUAGAAUUCAUACAGGUGAGAAACCCUAUGAGUGUGAUGAGUGUGGGAAAACCUUUAGUCAAAGCUCAAAUCUCAUUCUGCAUCAGAGAAUCCACACUGGCGAGAAACCCUAUCCGUGUAGUGAUUGUACUAAAAGUUUUAGUCGUCGUUCAGACCUUGUGAAACAUCAAAGAAUACACACUGGAGAGAAACCAUACACAUGUGAUCAGUGCAAUAAAAGUUUUAGUCAAAGCUCAGACCUCACUAAACAUCAGAGAGUACACUCUGGAGAAAAACCCUAUCAUUGUGAUUGUUGUGAGAAAGCUUUCAGUCAGAGUUCUGACCUUAUUCUUCAUCAGAGAAUUCACACUGGAGAAAAACCAUAUCCGUGCACACAGUGCAGCAAAAGUUUCAGUCAGAACUCAGACCUUAUCAAGCACCAGAGGAUCCACACUGGGGAAAAACCAUAUAAAUGUAAUGAGUGUGGGAAGGCGUUCAGUCAGUGUUCAGCUCUUGUCCUACAUCAGAGGAUCCAUACUGGGGAGAAACCAUACCCAUGUGAUCAGUGUGGCAAAGGCUUUAGUCGGAGCUCUGAUGUCAUUAACCAUCAAAGAAUCCACACGAAUGAAAAUCCAUAUAAAUGUGAUGUGUGUAGAAAAGCCUUCAGCACAUGCACUGAUCUUACUGAACACCAGAGAAUCCACACGAGAAAGAAACCCCACAGGUGCGUUCAGUGCAGUAGAAGUUUUAGCCGGCUCUCUGAUCUUAAUCAUCAUGAGAAAAUUCAUUCUGGGGAAGACACUUUGAAUGUGGGAAAACCUUUAGUGUAUACCCCAACUUUAUUCAGUACUAGAGAUGCUCUGCCAGAAAAAAAUCUUAGGAAUGCUAUUGAUUAUGAGAAAGGUUUUAAUCAAUGUUCAGCUCUCAUGCUACAUUAAACACACACACAAGAGAGAAAAAACAAAAAAACAAAAUUUGUAAAAAAAAAAGUAAAACACAGAGCACACACAACAAAAAAAAAAAACUGAGAACAAAUCCUGUGGGUAGAGGAAAAAUCUUUUAACGUGAAAAAAAUUUUACUGAAUGUCAGCAACAAUGGAAAAAAAUUUGUCUGCUGUAAUGUAAGAGAAGCUCUAGUCUUUUAAUCAAACACAGUCCACAAGAGGAAAGUUUCUAUCAUUAUAAGAAAUGUCUAACAGUGUUAAUGCAGAAUGUUUCCAGAUAUUGUAAGAAUCAGUGUGGUGGUGUGUGUAAUCAGAGCUCAGAAAGAAAUGUAUUAGUGUUAUAAUCUCACACCUUUAGUGAGCCCAGAUCACCAGUUGCAGAGAAGUUAUUUUAGAGAAUGUAGGGAAAACUUAAACCCUUCUCUUACUUUGUCAUUCACUCUGAUAAUUGGCAUACUACUUAUCUCCUGACAGCUGGAGAGUUCUACUUUAUGCUAAUUCUAGCUAUUAAAUUCCCUGCUUGUGAACAUGCUAUGCUAUUUUGGUAUUAAACUUGUUAACUACAAAACUCUAGUGCCCCGUUUUCUGAAAGAUUUUUUUUUUUUUUUUGGCCAAGUUUUGUUCUUCCUAGUGAGCACAAGUUUUCAAGUUUCUGUGAUGUUCAUAGCAAACAUGAAUUUGUUUUGCUCUAAAUAAUGCAGCCCAUCCAUAAACUUUAGAGGUCUGAAAUUAUUUCAACACUACCAUUUAAUUGCAGCUUCUGAAUAUAUGAAAUAAUUGUUUUAAAUUCCAUGUUAAAGUAUGAAGAUUACUACUAUGUUUAUCCUGUCAUCUAUAGAUUGAACAAAAUAUUAGCUAAAGUAAUAACCUUCAUGACUAAUUCAUAUAACAUAUUCUGUUUACAAGUAAAAAGAUCUUUUUUUAAUGGCAACAUUCAUCAGAUUUUGUUUUCUUUGUUGACUUCUGACAUACAUACUAAUAAUAGGCUAUGUAUACUUGAUAUUUUCAACUGAAAAACAGUUUUUUAAAAGUAAGAAAACCUGUCUUUCUGGUAUUAACCAUUUGUUAAAAUUCUGCUACUGUCAUUUACUUUGACUAUCCCCCAUAAUUAUCCAAUUAAUAUUUUAAUACACAUUGUUAAAUUA